Messenger RNA from Ornithorhynchus anatinus (platypus), 978 nucleotides. Its product is annotated as olfactory receptor 56-like. Gene Ontology annotation, biological process: G protein-coupled receptor signaling pathway. Gene Ontology annotation, cellular component: membrane. Gene Ontology annotation, molecular function: G protein-coupled receptor activity; olfactory receptor activity. The record is from RefSeq and is a predicted model, not a curated record. Lineage: Eukaryota; Metazoa; Chordata; Mammalia; Monotremata; Ornithorhynchidae. The transcript has a single exon. The coding region runs from base 1 to 978 and encodes 325 amino acids.
AUGGGACAGUGGGCGAACCUGUCAUCAGGGAGUAACUUCAUCUUACUUGGCAUCUUUUCCAGUAGCCGAGCCCACCUCGUGCUCUUCAGUGGAAUCAUGGUGGUCUUCGGGAUAGCUGUGGUUGGGAAUGUCCUCCUUCUCCUACUCAUUCACAUGGAUCCCCGGCUCCACACGCCCAUGUACUUCUUCCUCAGUCAACUCUCCCUCAUGGACCUGACUCUGGUCUGCACCAUCGUGCCCAAGAUGGCCACCAACUUCCUGUCGGGCAAGAAGUCUAUCUCCUUUGUGGGCUGUGGCCUCCAGAUUGGUUUGUUUGUCUCCAUGGUGGGCUCUGAGGGGCUCCUGUUGGGCCUCAUGGCCUACGAUCGCUACAUAGCCAUCAGUCACCCCCUGCACUAUCCGAUUCUCAUGAGUCGGAGGGUCUGCCUGCAGAUUGUUGGUGCUUCCUGGGCUUUUGGGAUGCUGGACGGGCUCAUUCAGGUGAUAGCUGCCAUGAGCUUUCCCUACUGUGCGUCCCGGGAGGUUGACCACUUCUUCUGUGAGGUGCCCUUCCUGCUGAAGCUGGCCUGUGCCGACACCUCACUCUUCGACUCCUUGCUGUUUGCCUGCUGUGUCUUCAUGCUUCUCCUCCCAUUCUCCAUCAUCGUCGUGUCCUAUGGCCUCAUCCUGGUGGCGGUGCUGCGCAUGCGCUCAGCCCAGGCCCGCCACAAGGCCCUGGCCACCUGCUCCUCCCACCUGGCUGCUGUCUCCCUCUUCUACGGGGCAGCUAUGUUCAUCUACCUGAGGCCCAAGAACUACCGGGCCCCCAGCCAUGACAAGGUAGCGUCCAUCUUCUACACAGUCCUGACACCCAUGCUCAACCCCCUCAUCUACAGCCUGAGGAACCGGGAGGUGAUGGGGGCGCUGAGGAGGGGGUUGGCCCGCUGGGCCAUUGGGCGUCCAGUUGUCAGGCCUAGCCUCCCUCCAGCCCAGCCAUGA